UUCUUUCCUUUCCGAAUUCCUCAAUGACUGGUUCCUUUUUUCUUUCCUUUCCUUUCUCCAGUCCCUCGGGCAAGAAACAAGUAUCAACAUCUCCGACAGCAGAAGCAGCAAUUCAAGAAACCCAUGUUCUUCAAUCAAGCCCUGCAUGAGCAAUUAGCCCUAAAUUAUUAUUAUUUUCUUUUAUUGGUUAAACUAACGCAAGAUUCAAAUAAUUACAAGCCCCUGUGUAAUUCAUUCUUGGUAACUUGCAAUUUCUUUUUGAUUUUCUCAGUUAAAAAUCAUGAGGAAAUUGGAAUUGAAGAAAAAAAAACGACGAAGAUGAUAACCAGAGAAAAUACGAUGUCGUUUCAACUGCUCUGUCCCCUCUCGUAGACACGUGUCGAGCCCACAGAAUACGACAUGUCGUUCGUUAUUUUAGUCAAUCUGGGAGGGGUGCUGUGAUUUAGAAUAUGGGCACUUACGAGUCAGGUAGUGCUUCCCAGGAUUGCCGCGAUGAAGAUGAUGAGGAGGAGUAUGAGGAGGGUGGUGGGGGUAGCAGGUUAUUGGGAUUUAUGUUUGGGAAUGUCGACAAUUCUGGUGAUCUUGAUGUUGAUUACCUUGAUGAGGAUGCAAAGGAGCAUCUUGCUGCACUGGCUGACAAGUUGGGUUCAUCAUUGACAGAUAUAGAUUUGUCAGUGAAAUCACCCCAAAUAACAGCUGAUGCCGCAGAACAAGAUUAUGAUGAGAAGGCUGAGAAUGCAGUUGAUUAUGAAGAUUUUGAUGAGCAAUAUGAGGGACCAGAGAUUCAAGCUGCUAGCGAGGAGGACUACUUGUUGCCGAAAAAGGAGUAUUUUUCUUCUGAAGUUUCUCUCUCCACAUUGAAGCCUACAACUUCUGUCUUUGACGAUGAAAAUUACGAUGAGGAAGAAGAAGAAAAAGGAGGAGGAGAAGGAGAAGAAGAAGAAGAAGAAGAAGAAGAAGAAGAAGAAGCAGAAGAAGAAGAAGAAGAAGAAAAAGAAGCUGAAAAGGAGCAUAUAGCUGUGGAUGAAAAACUAGAAGACCAAUGUAUUUCUUUAUCAGGUGAGCAGGAAAUUGAUGUAAUUAGAGGAGAAUCAUCUCCACAAGAUGGCACACUACUUAACUCCCCGGAUACUGAAAAUCUUGACUCUGAUUUAGAAGACUUUGAUGAGGAGAAAACAGAUGCUAUUGAGGAGCCUCCAGAUGGUAAAAGUUCUGCCCCACUACCUGUUUUGUGCGUAGAAGAUGGUCUGGUGAUCUUACGGUUCUCUGAAAUAUUUGGUAUUCAUGAGCCCUUAAAGAAAGGGGAAAAAAGAGAUCGUAGAUACUCCAUUUUCAAAGAAAGGUAUAAGUCUAUGGAUGUUUCAGAUUUUGUUGAAGACGAUGAGGAGGCAUUUUUGAAGGGCUCUAGUCAAGUGUUUCAGUUGCACUCACAUGUGAAUCAAUAUGAGAUUGCAGCAUCUAAUGAUGGAGGAUCAGAAUCAGGAAAAUUUGGUGUUAUGCAAAGAUCUGCUCAGAAUGAGGAACAAAGGAGUUCUUGUGUCAGUGGAGAACCAAUGAACAAGGACUUAUCAAUAAAUAUUGGCACAGGAUGGCAGUCACCACUGUUCUACCCUCUUGAUCAGCAAGAUUGGGAAAAUAGAAUUUGCUGGGACAAUUCUCCUGCUGUUAGUGAGAAUUCUGUAGAGAGUUGUGGAUUGUCUGGACCUGAUUUGGCAGAUUCUUAUACUAAAGAAAUGGAACUAGGUAGUCAGCCACAAAAUAUUCAGUCGUACCUCCCUGUGCAGCCAGAUGAGAAAGAUCAUAAUUGUUUCCUGCAUAGCUCUCCUAUUCUUGUGGAGUCAUUUGGCUCUUUAGAUUCUUCAGGACCUUCAGACUUUCCAUUAUCGGUUACUUUCCAUCCGCAGCUUCUGAGGUUAGAGUCUCAUAUGGAAGCAGAGAAGCAUUAUCAUGCUGAUGAUAGAAGAGAAAAUAAUGCGGUUGAGGUUUUCCAAAAUGAUGCUUUCAGGCGUUUCAGCAAACUCACAUUGCAAAAUAAAGACAUGAUGGACGGAUCUUGGUUAGAUAAUAUAAUAUGGGAACCCAAUAAAACUAACAUGAAGCCUAAGCUAAUUCUUGAUCUUCAGGAUGAGCAGAUGCUUUUUGAAGUUCUGGAUAACAAGGAUAGUAAACAUCUUCAGCUUCAUGCAGGGGCAAUGAUUAUGACCAGAUCCUUAAAGCCCAGGGUUUCACCUGAGUUAUCUGGUCAUGGAUAUGAGUCAGGUUGGCAAUUCAAUAUUGCCAACGACAAGUUCUAUAUGAACAGGAAAAUUUCUCAGCAGUUGCAAUCAAGUUCUACCAAACGGAGUGCUUAUGGUAACAGAGUUCAUCAUUCAGCACCUGCAAUAAAGCUGCAGACUAUGAAAUUGAAGUUGAGCAACAAAGAUUUAGGUAACUUUCAUCGACCAAAAGCUUUAUGGUAUCCCCAUGACAAUGAGGUGGCUGUCAAAGAACAAAAGAAACUACCUACUCAAGGACCAAUGAAAAUUAUAUUAAAGAGCUUGGGAGGUAAAGGAAGUAAAUUGCAUGUGGAUGCUGAAGAAACCAUCUCUUCUGUUAAAGCGAAGGCUUCAAAAAAGCUAGAUUUCAAGCCUUUGGAAAUGGUGAAAAUCUUUUACUUGGGGAAGGAGCUUGAAGAUCAUAAAUCUCUUGCUGCCCAAAAUGUCCAGCCAAACUCCCUGCUUCAUCUUGUUCGUACAAAAAUUCAUUUGUUGCCAAGGGCACAAAGAAUUCCGGGUGAGAACAAGUCUUUGCGUCCUCCUGGUGCAUUUAAGAAGAAGUCAGACCUUUCCGUAAAAGAUGGUCACAUCUUUCUUAUGGAGUAUUGUGAGGAGAGACCUUUAUUAUUGAGCAAUAUUGGCAUGGGUGCAAACCUGUGCACUUACUAUCAGAAGUCAAGCCCUAGUGAUCAAACUGGUGUCUCGUUGCGCAGUGGAAACAACAGCUUGGGGAAUGUUGUGGUACUAGAGCCUACUGAUAAAUCUCCUUUUCUUGGAGACAUAAAAGCUGGUUGCAGCCAGUCGUCACUUGAAACAAAUAUGUAUAAAGCCCCAAUUUUUUCUCACAAGGUUGCAUCCACCGAUUACUUGUUAGUUCGCUCUGCAAAGGGAAAGCUUUCUAUUAGACGCAUUGACCGGAUUGCUGUGGUCGGGCAACAGGAGCCCCUUAUGGAGGUAUUAUCUCCUGCGUCUAAGAAUCUUCAGGCAUAUAUCAUAAAUAGGUUGUUGGUGUAUGUAUACCGUGAGUAUCGAGCUGCUGAAAAGCGUGGUACAAUUCCUUGGAUACGUGCAGAUGAAUUAUCAGCUCUGUUUCCGUAUGUUUCGGAAACAAUUUUGCGGAAGAAGCUGAAAGAAUGUGCUGUGUUGCGGAAGGAUGCAAAUGGACAUCUGUUUUGGUCCAAGAAGCGUGAUUUCAUUAUUCCAUCUGAAGAGGAGUUGAAAAAGAUGGUAUUACCAGAAAAUGUGUGUGCCUAUGAAAGUAUGCAAGCUGGUUUGUAUCGUCUCAAACACUUGGGAAUUACAAGGCUAACACUCCCUACUAGUGUUUCAACUGCAAUGAGUCAGCUCCCUGAUGAAGCAAUAGCUCUGGCUGCUGCAUCACACAUAGAGCGGGAAUUGCAGAUUACUCCAUGGAGCCUUAGCAGCAAUUUUGUAGCUUGUACAAGCCAGGAUAGAGAAAAUAUUGAGCGUCUUGAAAUUACAGGAGUUGGUGAUCCCUCUGGCCGAGGCCUAGGAUUUAGUUACGUCCGUGCUGCUCCAAAGGCUCCAAUGUCAAAUGCAAUGGCGAAAAAAAAAGCAGCUGCUCGAGGAGGUUCCACUGUUACUGGGACAGAUGCUGACCUUCGUAGAUUAAGCAUGGAAGCAGCACGAGAGGUUCUUCUUAAGUUCAAUGUUCCUGAGGAACAGAUUGCGAAGCAGACUAGGUGGCAUCGUAUUGCUAUGAUACGCAAGCUUUCAAGUGAACAAGCAGCAUCAGGAGUGAAGGUUGACCCAACAACUAUCAGUAAGUAUGCACGUGGCCAACGAAUGUCCUUUCUUCAGUUACAGCAGCAGACAAGAGAAAAGUGUCAAGAAAUUUGGGACCGUCAAGUUCAGUCUCUUUCAGCAGUGGAUGGUGAUGAACUUGAGAGCGACUCUGAAGCAAAUAGUGACCUAGAUUCCUUUGCUGGAGAUUUGGAAAACUUGCUUGAUGCAGAGGAAUGCGAGGGGGAUGAGAGUAAUUAUGAGUCCAAGCAGGACAAAGCAGAUGGUGUCAAGGGAAUAAAAAUGAGAAGACAUCCAUCACAAGCUCAGGCAGAAGAAGAAAUUGAAGAUGAAGCAGCUGAGGCAGCAGAAUUAUGCAGAUUGCUCAUGGAUGAUGAUGAGGCUGAGCAGAAGAAGAAAAAGAAGACAAAAACUGCAGGGCUUGUUGCAGGAUUGCUACCUGGCUUAAAAUCAAAUUUUGUUAACAGUACAGAACACAUUAAGCAAAAGGAUAAAGGCCAUCCAAAUGGGUCCUUUGUUCCAAAAGAGAGCAGCAUUAAAGACUCAAAGGAGGUGGAAGCUUUAUUUAUCAAAAAGAAGAAGUCCGAGAAGGUGAAAGCUCUGAAAAAGAAUGGUUUCCAAGAUUCAAGCACUCCACCACUUACGAAAGUAAAAAUAUUGGGUGAAGGACUCAAGAACCAGAUUUUUAAGGAAAAGAAAUCAUCAAGAGAGAAAUUUGUCUGCGGAGCAUGUGGUCAGCUGGGACAUAUGAGAACCAACAAGAAUUGCCCCAAGUAUGGAGAAGAGCCUGAAGCACAGGUUGAAAUUACAGAUUUGGAAAAAUCUUCUGGAAAAUCAAAUUCUCUAGAUCCCUUAUUUAAGUCCCAGCAAAAGCUGCAGAAGAAAAAGUCCAUGUUAAAAACUGCAACCAAAGUCGAAGAUCCAGAAGGUGAGAAAUCUAGUUUGAAGGCAAAGCUUCUACCAGUUAAGUUUGUGUGCAGCUCCACAGAGAAAAAUUCUGAUAAACCUGCUGAUGGAGCUGCACAAAGUUCUGAAAGGCCUAUAACUUCUGAUGUCCGGCCAGACAGUUCUGAAAUGGAAACCGGGAGUAUGCCUGUUGCUAAGAUAAGUAAAAUAAAGAUAUCCAACAAGGCAAAACCUGAAGAUGUGCAAAUGGAUGUGCACAAGCCCGCCAUUGUGAUACGCCCUCCAAUGGAUACAGAUAAAGGCCAAAAUGAAUAUCAUAAGCCAUCCAUUGUUAUUCGCCCACCAGCAAACACAGAGAGAGAUCAUGUUGAAUCUCACAAGCCUUCUAUAGUGAUACGUCCACCUGCUGUGAAGGACAGGGGGCAACCUCACAAAAAAUUAGUUAUCAUAAAGCCCAAAGAGGUCAUUGAUCUUGACCAGGUCAGUCAGGAUGGAAGCACUGGGCUUGAGUACCGGAAAAUUAAAAAAAUUGCCGAGUUAUCAGGUGUGGAUAAGCAAAGGAAGCCUUUGACUUGGCAUUUUCCUGGAGAGUCGGCCAAGAAGAAAGCUAGAGAGGAGAGAAGAUUGUGGGAAGAGGAAGAGAAGAGGAGAAAUACAGAGAAAUUGAGAGAAGAGAGAGCAAGGAGGAGUUAUGGGGAAGAAAACAGAGGGGUUGUAGAACGAGGAGCACUAGCUGAGCUUAGAAGAUAUGAAGAAGCCGUCAGAGAGGAGAGGGAAGAAGAAGAACAGCAGAAAGCCAAGAAGAAGAAAAAGAAGAAGAUAAGGCCCGAAAUUAGUGAUGACUACUUAGAAGACUACAGGGCAAGCAGAAGGAUGCGAGAAAGAGAUCGAGGUGCAAAAAGGCGGUCCAUUGUUGAAUUGAGUAAAUAUGGUACAGAACAUGCCUCUGCAACGAAGCGUCGUAGAGGUGGAGAGGUUGGCUUGGCAAACAUUUUGGAAGGCGUUGUGGAUGCACUCAGAGGCAGGUUGGAGGUCUCUUAUCUUUUUCUAAAACCAGUAACCAAGAAAGAAGCUCCUGACUACUUGGACAUCAUAAAACGUCCUAUGGAUUUAUCAACAAUAAGAGAUAAGGUAAGGAAGAUGGAAUACAAGCACCGAGAGGAGUUUAGACACGAUGUCUGGCAGAUCGCAUACAAUGCCCACUUAUACAACGACAGGCGAAACCCUGGUAUUCCUCCCCUUGCAGAUCAGCUUUUGGAAAUUUGUGACUACUUGCUAGCGGAGCAAAACAGUAGCUUAGCCGAGGCUGAAGAGGGGAUUGAGUCUGCAGGACAUUAACACAUCAACUUUGAAAUUCAUCUCAUUAUUUGUUUUAUAUCCCCAAAAGUUGGAGCAAGUUUUUCUACCUCUUUCCUUGGGGUUGUAAUCCUUUGUAAUGAAAUGAGCUGUGGCUUUUGAGCAUAGUUUAGUUUAUACGGCAAUUAAGCCCUUGUAAAAUAACGAGUUAUAUCCUUCUAAUUUUUUUUGUAUAUAGUUGAGUAGUUUUGACCAGUUAUGGCCUCAGGAUGCUGUGUAGAUUGUAAGAUGCAAUUCAAUAGUGUGGAAGCCACGGGUGUAUGCAAUACAGAUUCUGUAAUAAGAAAAGCAUGGGAUGACUUCAAUCAGGUCUAA
Molecule: messenger RNA, 6596 nt
Organism: Ricinus communis (castor bean)
Lineage: Eukaryota; Viridiplantae; Streptophyta; Magnoliopsida; Malpighiales; Euphorbiaceae
Product: transcription initiation factor TFIID subunit 1
Exons: 22
Coding region: 450-6263 (1937 amino acids)
Biological process (GO): transcription by RNA polymerase II; RNA polymerase II preinitiation complex assembly
Cellular component (GO): transcription factor TFIID complex
Molecular function (GO): TBP-class protein binding; RNA polymerase II general transcription initiation factor activity; RNA polymerase II general transcription initiation factor binding
Source: RefSeq, a predicted model, not a curated record